Molecule: messenger RNA, 720 nt
Organism: Linum tenue
Lineage: Eukaryota; Viridiplantae; Streptophyta; Magnoliopsida; Malpighiales; Linaceae
Source: the annotation of a GenBank genome assembly
CUGAAGAGCUUCCGACUCGACCAAUCAGAGCUUUGGGGAGAGAAGUUGAAAGUGACGAUUGAGAAUAAGAUGACCAGGAGAUCUGAAGCGAUGCUUGAGGGUUGCACGACAACUCUAGGCGUGCACGGGACGACGAAGCCGAUGAGAAGUUCGCCGCAGGCGACGAAGUACUGGAUGGGGGAGCUGAAGGCGACGGCGGAUCGGGGCUCGCCUCGUCGGCGUCGGAUGAGGAAGACCUCGACGGAGAACGAGGAUCUGGCGGAAGACUCGUCGACGGAGGCAGAGGCAAGGGGAAAUCCGUCGGAGCCGAGUCGUGUGAAGCCGGGGUCGACUUCUCGCCUGGCGCGCUGCUCGCUGCCGGAGAAGGACCAGCCGGCGACCAAGACGGAAAUGCCGCCGACAGAGGGGAAGCAGAGCGGCGGCGGCGUCUUCUGUCUCUGGAACCCUAGGACCUCGGUUCGGGUUGAGGAGCAGCAGCAGCAACAACGAGUCAGGCGGGCCGCGCUCAAAGUCUUGGGCCUCACCGCUCGGAUCGCCAGACUCAAGUUGGGCCAGUGUGUUGGGCCGAAUGGGUCAGAACUUGAGUUUGAACAAGCUGCAAAUGAGUUGAGAAUGGGGCCGAGACUUAAGCCUGUAUUCAGCAUGUCUGGGAGUGGAAGGGGCAUGAAGGACGUGCUUAAACAAGCAGAACGAUCAUGGGCUCAUGGGCAUCUGAGGUAA